AUUCUAAUAACUACACUUAAUGUAAUACCAGAAUAUUCGGCCUAACUAACAAAAUAAAUGAAACCAACCUCAACCGCAGCUUGAACAUCAAACAUCGAUUGAUUGUCUUGGGUUGUUUCAGUUCGUGUGCGGAUAAAAUAGAUAUCAAAAAUUGGAUCUCGCCCGUAUGAAGGUUUUCGCUCAAUUAUGAAUUUGUAUUAAAUAGUUUUACACCAGAUAUUUGAUGCAACGCGGUAGUGCUCAGGAAAGUCUGUUGUAUAUUUUCGCAGCCGAAGCUUAUGAGACUUGUCGCAACAAAUCUAGACUGUUUAAUUGGUUGCCGCUACAGGAGCUUUUACCAUUAGGUAUUAAUGCCCUGAUUUUGACGCUCUUUUGUAGGACAAUUUAACUGAGGCUUUGACAGCCAAGAAGGGCUUGCAAGACACUGCUUCAGAUGUUGCUAAAGACCUAUUAGGGAAAAAGGCUAGAUACCUAUUCAUCCUGUUCAUUCAAUGUGAUCUGACAGAUUCGAAAACCGUCACAUUUGAGAC
This is a messenger RNA of Yamadazyma tenuis ATCC 10573, 530 nucleotides long. The record is from RefSeq and is a predicted model, not a curated record. NCBI's taxonomy places the organism in Eukaryota, Fungi, Ascomycota, Pichiomycetes, Serinales, Debaryomycetaceae.